UUUCAUUCCAACUUCAACUUAACACUCCACACGCCAUGUACGGGCACACUCACAACAAUGACACAUAUAACUUCUCACCGGAGUUGCUCACCGUGCCAGGAUCAACUACUACACCAUUGCCUCAUCCAUCGUAUGUAGGGACCGAUUACUUUGUACCGCCACCACGUCUAGCCAUUCCUGCAUAUCAUGAGUUGGAUUCCGUUUAUGCAACAAGUAGUGGAGGGUAUGACUCGCCAAGCUCUUAUACUGGGAGCCCGAGCGUGGUGAUGCAAAGGAGCGGAAGUAGUCAAUCUAUUGCUACUCAGUUCCAAAAUAACGGGUUCUUUAAUCAACCCGUUUCGUCCCCUUCUGAAUUACUGGAUUCAGAAGGAAGCAGUUCCUAUACAAUGAGGAGGGUUUUCAGUGCCGAAGAUUUUCAGGGAACAAAUUUGGUGCAAACUCGAUAUCAUCGUUCAGAAAGCCCGUUAUCAAGUGAAAGUAAUAGCAUCAUAGAAAGCAUGAACAAAGCGUGUAAAUACUCGCCUGAUGAGAAAAGAGAGAGAAUUGAAAGAUAUAGAAACAAGAAAACCCAACGUAAUUUCACAAAGAAAAUCAAGUAUGUAUGUAGGAAAACAUUGGCGGAUAGUAGACCUCGUAUACGAGGAAGAUUUGCUAGGAAUGAUGAAAUCGAUAAGACAAUAGAAAUAGAAGAUCAAUGUACGACUCAAGAAGGUGGAGAAGAAGGUUUUGAUGAUGAAGAUGAGGAUAAUUGGAUAAACAACUUUCUUGAUUCAUUCCCCCCAAAUCUCAUUCCUUAAAAUGACAAUGUAGUUUCUUGGAUUAAGAUCCUCCAAAGUUAGAAUCCCUUUGAAGUUCUAAGUUAUAAAUUGUGAGAUGAGCAAAUGGUGAGCCCUUAAUCGUUUGACGCCAUUUAAUUGGUUCACUUUACCAAUUUUAGGAAUUCUUACUUUAGAUGAUCUCAAUUCCACCUAUUUUCGAUUUUUUUUUCUUUUUAUUAAAUAAUUAUAUAGAAAAAGUUUAAGGUUUGAAUAACCCCAGCUAGCUAGUGUUCACCUUCUACGAAUUAGCAGCUGCCAAUCCUAUUUUUAUUUUUGAGGUAUUUUUGGGAGCCCUAUUUGAUCUCUAAUUAGGGAAUCAUAGUUUCUACUUUUGAUUUUCAUCAGUUUUGUAAAGAGUUUUGUCCGAAUAAAUUUGAUG
This is a messenger RNA of Erigeron canadensis, 1197 nucleotides long. RefSeq names its product zinc finger protein CONSTANS-like. The transcript has 3 exons. Gene Ontology annotation, cellular component: nucleus. The record is from RefSeq and is a predicted model, not a curated record. NCBI's taxonomy places the organism in Eukaryota, Viridiplantae, Streptophyta, Magnoliopsida, Asterales, Asteraceae. Gene Ontology annotation, biological process: regulation of flower development. Gene Ontology annotation, molecular function: protein binding. The coding region runs from base 36 to 797 and encodes 253 amino acids.